Python bivittatus (Burmese python) is the source of this 1370-nucleotide messenger RNA. It is a transcript of the gene SLC51B, whose product is annotated as SLC51 subunit beta. Gene Ontology annotation, cellular component: plasma membrane. Gene Ontology annotation, biological process: bile acid and bile salt transport. Gene Ontology annotation, molecular function: transmembrane transporter activity; protein heterodimerization activity. The record is from RefSeq and is a predicted model, not a curated record. Lineage: Eukaryota; Metazoa; Chordata; Lepidosauria; Squamata; Pythonidae.
CUGGGUUACAACUUCUCUGAGCCGCAAGGGAGGGCAAUGAAUGACUCCAUCAUACGAGUGACAGCAUCUGAGGUAUGAAUGCUGUAGUUCUCCCCACCUGCCAGAUGCUCUGAAUGCUUCAAGGGGACCCCGUUUUCCAGCGCUGAGGAUAACAUCUUGCUGUCUUCCAUUCAUCUGGACCAAGCAGCUGAUCUUUUGCUUCCAUCUGAGGAUCCUUGGAAAGAAGAACUUCCCCUUGAAGGGUGCUUCAAACCAUCAUGGCGAUAUUUUGGACAACCUUAUCUUUCCUGGUAUAUGCAUUGAACACAGACCUGGGUGUCCUGGCUGUGAUCAGCUCACAGCCCCAGAAGGACUCGGAAGGCCUCACCAAUCCUUCAGAAGACACCGUGCCUGUAGAGGUGCUGCAGGAGGCGCUGUGGUUUUACCGAAGAGAAGACCCAUCCGCGUGGAAUUACUGCAUCCUGGGCCUUUCAUUUCUCGUUCUGCUCAUUGGCGUAGUCCUCUUGGGAGCUAAUAUAAAGGCAAACAGAAACCAUAAGAAGCCCCUACAAAAACAGGGCUACGAAGUCAGCCUGCCCAACGAGGCCGAAACGAAGCAAGCAUUUGUGCUGUUAAACAAAGAGAAUUUGGAUCCUGCUGGAGAAGAUUUGCUUACAAAAGCACCAAACGCGGGAGAGGUGAUGGUACGCUGGAAGGACGGAAACAUGACAGCCCUGUAUGCUGAUGCAAAUGAAGAGGAAGCAUAGCUCCUAAUGUCAGUGUUCUGGCUUAUGUGAGACCCACCAGGAUUCCUGGACUGUUGACAUUUUUGGAAUGCAGGCCUCAAAGCCAAAUUCAUUAAGUGGAAUCAAAGAGCCAGCAAAAAACAGAGACACACGGGCUCCCUUUGUGUUACAAGUUGUACAAGACAUGUAAUCCACCUAUUCAUGUACCGGCUGUCUUCACACAAAUGUUGAACUAGGUCAGCCCAGUGACCUCAUUCAUAUCAUAUGCUAAGCCUGGUCAGUUGGUUCAUGUUAGUGUUAAUCUUGAUUAGUUGGUUUGUAUCUUACCGUACUGUGUCACCAGGGUGUCCACAGCGUCAAACAAAAUGGCGGCCACGACAGGGCAAUCAAAGCAAUGCUCGUAAAAACCAGGCAGAACUUCGUUUGCUCAGUUGUGGUUACCAUCUUGACAUGUUUGACCGUCCCUGAGGAGACCCCUGACGCCAAGCUAGCUCAAUUAGUUAUUUGAGUAGUGAGUGAAAUAACCAAUUAAGGAUACUGUGCGAAGAUAGCCUGGGUGUGCGAUAGCCAGAAUCGCUUGUUUUGUUGCACUGGCUUCUACAAAAUCUGUCAGAUGAGCUGGAAAGAAGUUCAAGGUCUCUCUGA